AUGCGGGUGUGGGAAGGGGUGCUGCAAGAAGCAGUUCCGUCCCUGCGUAUCGAUUUGGACAUGCCUGGGGGGCUCAAAGCAAGCGCCCGCGCCGCAUCAACUUCGGUUGUCACAGACGACUGGGCUGACAAAAGGCCCAAUGUCAUCGCAUCUCGGAAAGCACUGGCAGCACAGCAUCGCUGGGAAGUUGCUCGCCCUCCACCUAUUUUCUUAUCGAUCGGCGUCCGCCAUCCUAACCAGAUUCAGCUGGACAUUGCAAUCAGGGAGCAGGAGACAUUGCAGAAGCUCUUUGACCUGGUAAACCAGGAGAUCGAGCGCUUCGAUGCGGGAAAUACUGUAAUCGCGGUUGCUCAGAUUCCCAAAGUGGAACAGGACCCGCACCUUCUGCCAUUCUGGCACAAUCGGGCUUGGAUGGAGCUUCAGAAGCGCGUGAAGAGCUCCAUGUCGCGACUUGAGCCGCGAGGCUUGUCCAUGCUGGCAUAUGCUUUGGCCAGAAUCAAAGAUUGGGAGGACCCAUCUAUGCUCCAAGCACUGCUAGACAAGUCUUUGGCAAAGAUCGAUGAUUUCGGCCCGACGGAUGCUGCUAAGCUCGCAUGGGUUUUGGCAAAGCUCCAGAUCCGCGAGCGUGGAGACCUCUGGAUAGCGCUAUCCAAAGAAGCGGCACGCAAGAUUUGCAACUCCGGAAGAUUCAUCGAUAUCUCCAUGACGGCUUGGGCAUUCGCAAAAGCCGGUAUGGCAGAGCGAGUGCUUUUUGGCCAGCUGGCUUCGGCUGCAAUGGAUUGUAGUGACCUGCCGCCGCACACCAUUGCAAACUUGUGCUGGGCUUUUGCGAAGUCCAAGAACCACAACCCGCCUCUUUUCGACAUGCUAGCAAAGCGUGCGAUCGAAUCCUAUUCCUCGUUUGAUCGUCAAAGUGUGUCCAACUUGGUUUGGGCAUAUGCGACACUCGAUGUUUGCCACGAAGAGUUGUUUGCAGUCUUUGCGAACUACACCAUCGAAAGCGGCCUUUGGCGGCACUUCUCUCCACAGAUGGCUUCCAACAUGUUGUGGGCGUAUGGGAAGGUCGGCAUUGCCCACAUGCGUCUCUACGACACCUUCGCAGAGUUCAUCUCCAUGAACAUCGACCUUUUUGACAACCAGAACAUCGCAAACUCUGCAUGGGCAUAUGCAACUACACAACUCCCCAGCAAAGAGGUGUUCGACACUCUGACGUGCAAAGCCUGUGGACGAUUGAGUACCUUUCGCCUGGAUGAGUUGUGCGGGCUCAUGUGGGCCUAUGUCAGAGCGAAGCCAGACACUGUUGCAGCGAGUAUGAUCUUUGAAGAGUGCGUGGAGUUGCUGCAACCUCGAGUGGCAACGCUGGAUGCGCAAAGUGUGGCAAACGUCAUUUGGAUCUUGGCUACUUGUCAGCAGCUUCGAGGGCAGCCGGUUCCUGGCUCGCGAGGUCUGGUUGACAGUCUCAUGGUAGCUUUGUUGGACCUUCGUGUCCGGUUGGAUUCCGAGGGCGCUGCUCAGGUGGUUUGGUCACUGUGGCGCAUGGGUCGCUUCCACGAUGCUUGGACGCUUUUCGUCCGCACGCUCAGCGACGGCCGCCAUCCGGAGCAUGGAAAGACUGGCUACACAAAAAAGCAUGCAGUCGAUGGACGGCAGCGUUACUAUCAGACGCUGCUCAUGGAGACCGAGCGCCGAGGAGAUGUGCAGAAGCAGGUCUUUCUGUGGAAGCAGAUGGCAGCCGAUUUCUAUUCGCGAAAUCUGCGCACCGCGUGCCUGAACUGUGCCAGGGGCUGCAACGAGUGGGAUGCAACUGGUGACCAACUGGCAUGCAUAUGUGCAAGAAUGUGCCGCAGAAUGACUGCUGAUAUCCUCGUUCAGCUCAUUCUAUAUUCAGAUCUCUCCACUCAGAAGAACGCAGUUGCAUCCAUUUUGUUGGUCCUCGUCCUUCUUCGAUCUUUACAUUAUAUAAAAUCAAUCCAUGGAAGAUUUGUACUUUGCUGGAUUCAAGUUCGUGCGAGUUUGUCUGUUGACGGAGACAGCUACGGUCCCGUUGCUGUGGUGUGGGGCAGCCCUGUACCCGUGAAGUGCUGCAGUUCUGUGGCUUUCUUGCCAACCCUGUUUGUUGCAGACUUGAGCAGGGAUACAUUGUGA
Molecule: messenger RNA, 2145 nt
Organism: Symbiodinium necroappetens
Lineage: Eukaryota; Dinophyceae; Suessiales; Symbiodiniaceae
Source: the annotation of a GenBank genome assembly